UUGUAGUUGGCACGCCGUAUGGUCCUGUGACGUAAAAUCAACGAUACCGUCGCCGCUGUGCAUGCGCGUCGGUGAGUGUGUGUGUGUAAUGAGCGCGCGCAGCUCCACAUUAGAUCCGUACUGACCCACAAACACCGUGUGACAUCACACGGUCCUCGCUCCUAGCCUCACGCGACGAACGACAACAACAUACAUUAUUUAUUAAAAAAAAAAAAAAAAACUAACGAUGAACGCUGCGACCACCGCAGCCUGCCUGUUCGUCGCUGCCUUGAGCUGCUACCUCUACGGCGCCAGCGACGUGCUGUCAUCGCUGCUCGGUGUCUUUUCUGCAGACCGACCCUCCAUGCCAGAGCCGGGAGAUGCUCCGCGGCGAAGCCCGCAGGGAGUCCCCUACAGCGAGCUGCGGCACAUCGUCAACGCCGACGGACUGCACCUGUUCUGCCGCUACUGGGAGCCCGCAAGUCCGCCAAGGGCUCUGGUGUUUAUUGUUCAUGGAGCGGGAGAGCACAGUGGGCCAUAUGAAGAAAUUGCACAGAGACUGAAAGAACAGUCCCUGCUGGUAUUUGCUCAUGACCACGUUGGCCAUGGUCAGAGUGAAGGAGAGAGAAUGAUCAUCAGGGACUUUCAGAUUUACAUCAGGGAUUCCCUGCAGCACAUUGACCUCAUGAAGUCCCGCCAUCCGGAUCUUCCCGUCUUUAUUGUGGGCCACUCCAUGGGUGGUGCUAUCUCCAUCCUCACUGCCUGUGAAAGACCCAAUGAUUUCACUGGAGUGGUCCUGAUAGGCCCGAUGGUCCAGAUGAACCCAGAGUCUGCAACCCCCUUUAAGGUUUUUGUGGCGAAGCUCCUGAACCACAUGAUGCCGAGCCUUUCUCUGGGAUCCAUCGAGUCCAAAUGGAUCUCAAGGGACAAAACGCAGGUUGAGGCGUAUGACAAUGAUGAGCUGAACUGCCAUGGCAGGAUACGGGUGUCGUUUGGCAUCCAGAUGAUGGCGGCGGCCGAGAGGAUCGAGAGGGCGAUCCCAUCCAUCAGCUGGCCCUUCCUGCUCCUCCACGGCGACGCUGACAAGCUCUGUGACAUCCGAGGCUCCAAGAUGAUGUAUGAGAAAGCUGCAAGUUCAGAUAAAAAACUAACGAUCAUUGAAGGAGGAUACCACGCUCUACAUCAUGACCUCCCAGAAGUGGCCGAGACCGUGCUGAAGGACGUGACGAGCUGGAUCACAGAUCGACUCCCUCCAGCAUCAAUGCCAUCAAAGCAAGGCUCGUAGAUCUCCAACGUAAAAAAAAAAAAAAAAGAACUCAGCUGUCAAGAACUCAACGCUCCAAGGAGACUCCCAAACCGUAUCCCACCAGGUGUACAUCCUUUCCCGAAGCCAUGUGACAUCGUGUUCUGUGUCUGAAGGGUUUACUAACAUUAUUUCCCAUCUUCUUUAAGAGGAUGAUGCCAUCACAAACUUUGAUCCCAGAAACUCAGCGAAAAGGAAAAAUUUCUGAGCAGAAUCUACAAUCAGGGAUGUGCCUCAUGCGGUCCAGCAGGAGGGUGUGUUGGUUUUGUCAUCAUCUCCUGGUCUCCUGUGCUACUCAAAUGAAGUUGAAAUCACAUUAAGCUAUGGUUCUAAGUGCAAUAAUUACAUUAUCCUCUAUUAGUUACUGAAUUGAUCUUUUAGAUACUAAUACCAAAUGUAACACCUUGCGUUACUGAUCCGAAGCAAAAGCACUUGCUUUUCCGUCUUUCAAUCUGCAAUACAUCAAAGGGUCAAGUUCCCAGAACAGGCAGAGAUCAGGUGACCUUGAGGUGGCAAAGGUCACCUCAAGCUGUCAAUAACUGGUUUCUCCAAUACUCCAACAUAAACGUCAUAAAUCUUUCUGAGCUCACUUUGUAUUCAUAAGGAAUCCUAUCUUUUCUUGACUUCUUUCAUAUGUUUCCUUUGGUCUAAAGACAGAAGGUCUAAUAAACAGCUCAAAAUCAAUACUUCUUCAAAAAAGAAGAUUCAGGCAAGUUUUUUGUUUCUAGCUGAUAGAUUUGAAGACAUUUUAUAUAUGGCACUGUUUACCUUUUUUAAAUAAAUGAGUGCUUUCAAUGACAAGAGUCGUGAGCACAAUCGUUUCUAGGAGGCAAAUUAACCAGGUCAUGCUGUUGUGACUUUCUCUGCAGAUGGGGCCUCAUACUGAGAGGUCAAAGGUCAAAUGUUUUGACCCCUUUAAGGCCACGGUUGACUUCACUGUUAGUGGUUGAUGUAGCAUCUGUUUGGUGAAUAGGGAAUACCUCAAAGCUGUGAGGUAUUCUCUCGGGUGAAGCUCCGCUGUCUCACAAAACGAAUCAUACCCUUGAAUUUAGUCAGAUUUUGUCAGGCACAAACCGAAACGUAUUCUGUUGGUCUUCUGUGUGACGGAACAACACAAAGUGGGAAGCUGAACUAAUCUGAACAGUCGAUACUCUGUUGAAGCUCCUUUUGGGUAAUUGCAGAGCAGAUCUUUUGAGGUUGGUACCAGCUUUGCACAUUCUUAUAGGCAGUAUAGCUCAAAUUCAGUCAGAUGGUGGCCAUAAAUAAUCGUCAGUUCUUCCCACAUGUAGAUUCUCAGUUGGAUUUAGGUCUCGACUUUGACUAGGCUAUUCUAACGCAUGAACAUACUUUAAUGUGAACCAUUACGCUACAACUCUGGCUCUAUCGUUAGUUGUUCUGCUGGAAGGUGAACCUCUGGCUCAGUCUCGGGACUUUUGCUGUCUAUAAAAGGUUUUAUUCCAGGUUGACCCCAUCUGUAGCUCCAUCAACUUUGCCUAGUUUUUCUGUCACUACUGGAAAUGUCAGCCCUGCAGCAUGAUGUUGCCACCACCUUGUUUCCCUGUGAAUACACGUGAUGUGCAGUGUAAUAUUUUUUUCUUCCACAGGAGGCAUUUUCCAUAUCAAGCACAAAGUUUGUCUAAUCUGACUUGAACUCCAUUUUUCACAUUUGUCCCCUAAAUACCAUGUAAAAAUAAAUAAAAAAUGCAUAUGGGACACUUUUCCCCUUUUAAUAACACUUUCUUCUUGCGACAUUUUAAAAAAAUGUCACUUUAAGUCUAUAAAUAUAGUUACAUAUCAGAAGUUAAUAUAAAACUUUGAUUUAAAGUAAAAAGCUUUGGAAUAGCUGUCCUAUUCUGAGUUUGAAUGCUAGAUAGAAAUAAUUACUACAAUUAUUUUAAAAUGGACUUCUUUAUAGAAAGCUACAGUUGAGGGAGAAACAGCAGCAGCUGUCACCUCUCUCAUUCUGCCCCCCUCCAAACAACAAUGUGUCUCCCCUGAAGUCAACCUUGGCUUUAAACAUCCAAGCAAUCAUGUCACAGCAGCGUUUAUAUUUUGUAGCUCUUUAAUUGUAAGCUGGGCAGACACACACUGCACCGUACCGUCCUGCGGACUGUAAUUAGCCGCUGUCGCUACCUGUUGCUUCGAAUCGUUCACAAUGAGAAAACCUUUCAGAAGUCAGGGCUCCAACAUCAGGAUCAGUUAGCUCAUUGUUGGUAUUCACAACCAACUUUUUAUAUGCGCCUUUUUAGGAGAAUUGUAAUUAUUAGUGUUGGGUGAGUUUAAAUGAAUCACAAAGACUCGCGCAGGAGGUGUGGGGAACGUGGUGAUGACCGGCUGUCAUGUUUAUCUCCAGCAGUAGUUCUUUUGUUUCAAAUGCACUUCACAUGUGCCAUCACCAGGGGGAUCCCAGCUGAAGUGAUAUAAUGAGAGGAAUCUCUGGGUUCUAUAUGUCUUUCCAACUUUCUGCCUCCUCCGUUUGCGCCGCAUUUCACUGUGUGUUGGGUCUGGCGUUUUUGUUUCAUCUUUCAUCUUCCUCUCCUUUUUUUUUUUUUUGGCUAUGAGUGCUAACGGUUGCUCUUUGUUCUGUCCAUCACGUACGCCUUUGCUCUGUCACAGAUUCAGACAUGUUGUUCAUGGACACCCACACCGUCACACGCGGGGAACUAUCUCGGCAGCAACAGGCUGCGGGGAUGCAUUGUGGAGAUGUUGUUUUUGCCUCAGAGCGCUCUUUUUGUCUUGUGAAAUGUGCAACUCUGGUAAACCUGAAAGAUUAAGCUCAACUUAAUACCACACCGUGUCCAAGUGAGCAUCCUAAAAUUUCUCUUUCACAGACGAUUGUUUUGUUUUUUCCUGAUCAGUAGCUCAGGAAAAUAAAAUUCAAAUUUGAAGUUACAGCAUUUACUAUCACAUCACACAGAAGAUUUACCCUCAACCUGCAUCACCCGGUGUGCAGAUAUAGACAGAAACGUAAUGUAUUCCUGAUUCUCAGCCGGAGUCAGGCCCCUUAACCCCCAACCAGAACCGCUCGCACUUCAAACACAAUCUCCUCCUGAUUAGGCUGCAGCAGAGCCAGCAGCACACAAAGGCUGCCCAGUCCCCAGUUGUAUUCAAACUCCUAAUGGCUCCCCUGCUGCACAGCAUCAGCACAAUGACCUCAGCUCGCAGGGUAAUUUAGAAAAAAAAAAAGCUCUACCUGUCAGAUUAUGUGAGUGGAUAUUUCUGCCUGUUGUUUGCUUUGACGGCAGAGAGUGAAAACGGGAUGCAGCGAGAGGAAAAAGCGAGGAAAGAAGCCAACAGUAACCAUGGCAGCACUUUCUGUUUCCUCUUUUUUCUCUCUCUCUGCUGCGAAAUCACUCAGUAAAAAUAAAUAUCCUCAUUAAUUUUGUGGAUCGUAUGGCAGACUAGAGGGUCUCGAGGCUUGUUGUCCUUUUGCUGCUCUGAGGAUUCCCUUUCUGUGCGAGUGUUGAGAUAAGAGACUAAAGCAUCAUCAGCUCACAGUGAAUAAUAAGAGCUGCAUGCGCUGAAUCCUAAACAGCAAGGAUUAUACACCAUUUGUGUCAAAUGAGGAGCUUUCCUUGGACAUUGUGGGGUUGGAAUUUCCCUUUUUUUUCUUUCUUCAUACAUUUCUCUAAUUUUUUUACACAUACAUUCCAUGUCUUUAUUAAAUAGUGAUAAAAUACAAUCUAGCACUUCCCCAAUAUGUUGCAUUCCUGUUCAUCCCUACAGUUAAUCUCUGGCUUCACUUAUUUUAAAGACAACGCAUGUCCAGUGACAUGCGUUGUGGUCAAAUUGCUCACACUGAGACAGCCAUGUGAAAAUGUUCAGUUCAGAUCCCGGCUUCAGACAGGCGCUCUAUAUUAUGUAACUGGGGAGGGGAAAAAAGGGGGCAGAACAGAGCUGAAUCCCUAUUGAGCUGUGACUUUUAUAACAAAGCCAGAUUCAUCCUGCCUGCUGGUUUGUCAAUAGGGUCACUGUUUCUUUUUGAGAUUUUUUUUUUCUUUUACGACUUUAGGACUGUUUCUAUGAAUAGAGCUGUUAUUUAUGACAGGAGUGAAGGGGCAAAGGCCAGUCUUUCUAUAGUUUCAUGAGAUUAAUCUGUUCCGAGGAGACUCUGUGAAGGGUUCCAUUAACGGGAUAGUUUGUAUGUUUUUUUGGGAGUGAGGCUCUAUUCAAAGCUGCUGAAAUCUUACAUGCUUUGAAAACCUUUUUGGGAUUUAUAAAGUCUAACUUAGUAUGUGAUUCAGAUCAAGGCUAACAGUUUAUCUGAAAGGGAAAAAGACCAAAGCAGAUUUCUGCCAUCUUAGGACAGCAUCAGUCUCAAACAUGCCACAGACGUUCAUUUAAAUGCUGUCUUUAAAAGCCUUUAAACCAGUGGUGUCCAAAGGGUGGCCUGUGGGCUCUUUGUAGCCCUCAUAAUGAUAUAAUAUGACCACAGUUCAAGAAUGGUUGAAAUUUGACUCACAAGCACAAUCAGUUCACAAAGACAGACACAUUUAAAUUUAAAAUGUAAACUAUUGGAUAGAUUCGUCUUAUCUCAGAUUUUCUUUUGUUUUGGUUUUUUUUUUUUUUUGUUUUUUAACAGAACCUCAUCUCAAAAACUCUGAACUAUCCCUUUAAGGUGCUCAUGUUGCUGUACUCAAGCUGUCAGCAAGAUUUAAACAGGUCUUCUCCAAUUUGCUGCGAAUGGUAAAAAUAAGUAGAUAAAAGUAGUUAGUUUCACCCUUGUCUUGAAAGAGGUAAUGGGCGUAUGACAACACAUUUUUGAACUCCUGUUCAAAUCUUGCUGUUGUUAAGAAACCUUGUACAAUUAUUGUACAAUAGCUUUGUAUUUAUAACACACAAAAUAGACAAUUGUAUUGUAUUUUAGCUAUUUUUUAUUUAUCUUGUGUAGAGUACUAUUAACAAAUAACUUCAUGUGUUGGCAUGUAUGUACUAGUUACACAAUGUCAAGGCAUGUUUUAUACCAGAACCUAUUCAGACAUCCUGAUGUUCACCUAUUCCACUUAUAGAGCUGUUGUAUAUGUAGUCAGCAACCAAACAUUGCUUUUCUAAGGAGAUUUAUACAGUAAGGGAUUUGCUCCAGUAUGUUUUAGAUGAUGCUGGAUGCAAAAUGAAACCACUGCCAAAUCAUUUCACAGCAUUUUGAAUUCAUUUUCAUGUUCUUAACAGCUAAAGGUGAUCUGACUCUUUGAAACAGAAAAUGUCGCUAUGAAGAUGUCAUGUUUAACAUAUAUUCAAUGAAAUUCAGCAGUUUUGAGAGUGCAUGGAACUCAUCCAAAAUCUUAAGCAUCAAUCAGAAUCAAAGAAAACCUUUGAUUACAUUCAUUAAAAUACAAUUUACGAGUUAUUUGUGAUAGUACAUGCUUUGCAAAACUUUGUUUUAUCUAUGUUAUUUAUGCCUUAUUACUGAUGAAUGUGCAUAUUAUAGUUGUUUGCCUGCAUUGAACCACUGGAAUCAGUCGGUUUGUCCUGAUUGGCUCAUUGGGGGACUGGCGAGCUCACACCUGAUUGGUGCAUAUCCGAUAAGGAUCUUUUAACAUAAGUGAAGGUUAACGUUCAUGUUGCUCCUGACUUUCUGAUGUCUACUGUCAUGCUUGUGUACCUCUUAUCAGUCUCAUUAAAUUUAUGUCUAUUAGUCCUUAUUAAUGUGCAAACAGGGAAGCAGACAUACAUUAAAAACUGCUUCUGCUCCUUUUGAUAUAGGAUGAACUUCGCUACUUUAAUACCUCCCAGCUUUGCUACUCACCUGUUCAAGUCCAUUUUAUGUUAAUACCAAAAAAAAGAGACUUCAGAUGAAAACUGUUUGAGUUCACCAAGACUAAUAGUAGCUAAAUUACUGAGUUGAUGCAUAAGCAUUGAUCAAAAUUGUAUAAAAUAGAUAAAUCAGGGGUUUUAUGUUGUUUUUUGUGGGAGCUUAAAAUAAAAGUUUAAAAUAUAGUUUUCCAUCAGUGUGACUAUUUUGAAUGAUUGGUUAGUUUGCACAUGUGUCUGGAGCAACUCCAUGAAUCAUUCUGGCUCCUCUGAAGGGAUUUAAAGGGUCUAUGAAGGGAAACUCCCUGAUGUUAUACGAAGCCUGCAGAGAUUAGAUUGUGUUUGUAGGGGAAAAUAAAACACAGAGGAUUGGAUAUUUAAGUCUUCCUUGUAUAUUUUCUGUGUUGAUUUGUUUUAACAUGUUGUAAUGUUACUGAAGGACAGUUUCAAUAUUCCUGCGCUGGUGUUCUUCUAUGUCCUCCAAGCUGUAAUCCAACUUAAAUUCAGGUAUAAAAUCUGCUUUUGACUGAGAUAAUAAAAUCACUUCAUUGGUCAGGUGUCAGCAUUUGAAAGACUGCAACUGUAAAUAAGAUGGGUAUGAAAAAAUAACACUGAAAAUUCUUCUGAAUGUCAAUCUACUUAUUGCUAGACUGUUCACGACGUUCACAUUUAAAAUAAACAACAUGACUGUUUAA
Messenger RNA from Poeciliopsis prolifica (blackstripe livebearer), 7728 nucleotides. RefSeq names its product monoglyceride lipase (gene mgll). Gene Ontology annotation, cellular component: membrane. NCBI's taxonomy places the organism in Eukaryota, Metazoa, Chordata, Actinopteri, Cyprinodontiformes, Poeciliidae. Gene Ontology annotation, molecular function: lipase activity. The coding region runs from base 227 to 1264 and encodes 345 amino acids. The record is from RefSeq and is a predicted model, not a curated record. The transcript is spliced from 7 exons.